Molecule: messenger RNA, 438 nt
Organism: Symbiodinium sp. CCMP2592
Lineage: Eukaryota; Dinophyceae; Suessiales; Symbiodiniaceae
Source: the annotation of a GenBank genome assembly
AUGGCAGGGCUGGGAGCUGAAAUCUCUCACGAUUCUUCAGCCUUUGCUGACAUCGCUGAUGCAUCGGCAGAUGCUCUGAUUUGUGAUCUCCCAAGUGGGGCCGCGCACAAGGCCAGCUCAGACGAGGAGUCCUAUAUGGCCUUCCUGCGACUGGCGGAGCGGAUCCUGCGGCCAGGAGGCCGCUGUGUCUUGCUCUCCAACCGGCAGGAGCUGCUCUCCAGGUGUGCCCAAAGUGGUCCCUGGAAAGAAGUUUGUUCCUGGGUGAUGGGGCGUGGAGAGGCGAACAUUCUGAAGUUUCUGCUUCUCGUGCUCGAGCGGCAGGCAUCCACGCUUGCACGCAUUGUGGGACUGAAGCAGAAACCAUUGCAACAGCCAGGCGACCAGUCCAACGCCAGUCCCUGGCAAAAGAAGGGUGCAAAGUUUGGAUGCAAGAGGUAG